GGGCCAGGCCGGUAUAAAUGCGCCAAGGGAGAACAUUUGGGCAUCAUUCGAUUUCUGAUUUUGCAACGAAGACGUCGGCUCAAAGGCCCCCUGGAAAAGUAAUCUCGAGUGCGGUUCGUCUGCGAAACCGGUAAUAGUUCGAUUCGCUGUGUGUGUUGUGUUGUUAGGAAAACUCGGAAAAACCGCGCUCAUUUAGCAUCGAGUAGAAAUGCGCUGUUUUCUGCCUCUGGUGGCCCUGCUCUUGGCAGCGGGUGUCCACGCGGAUGUCUCCCACCUGGACACAGAUCUCCAGGAGGAUGGCUACCAUUACAAGCAGCCGUCGGUGCCUUUUCCGCCUCCGGGAUCGGGAAAUGGCAUUGAGGAUUCGGGCAUAGGCCCAGGACCUUCUCCCUCGGCGCCGGCGCCGUCCUAUGGACCCCCGCAGACGCGUCCUCCUCCUCCUCCUCCACCACAGCCGACUCCACCAGCUCCUCGUCCUUCCUAUGGACCUCCUCAGACUCAGCCACCACGCCCUCCACCACAGCCAACUCCAUCGGCUCCUGCUCCACCACCUCCAUCCUAUGGCCCUCCGCAGACGCCCCCACCACGUCCUCCACCGCAGCCAACUCCCACGGCUCCUUCUCCACCACCAUCUUAUGGACCGCCGCAGACACCACCACCUCGUCCCCCACCGCAGCCAACUCCUUCGGCUCCAGCUCCAUCCUAUGGACCUCCCCAACCUCAGCCACCGGCACCACAGCCACCAUCGCCACAGCCUGGGCCUGAGUACCUGCCUCCGGAUCAGCCAAAGCCACGUCCAACGCCAUCGCGUCCUCAGCCGCCUCCACCACCACCACCUAGGCCCCAGACAACUCCAGGCUACGGACCACCACCGCCACCACCUCCGCCUAAGCCACAGCCUACUCCAGGAUACGGCCCUCCUCCACCACCACCUCCACCAAGGCCCCAGCCCACUCCAGGAUAUGGACCACCACCAGGACCUGGACCCGCUCCGCCGGCACCACAGCCGCCAAGACCACAGCCGCCACGCCCUCAGCCACCACGGCCACAGCCAGGAUCUGAGUACUUGCCGCCUCCUGGAGAGAAUGAGGUCACCCCGUCUCAACCGCAGCCAACUGCACCAGUGCCGGAAUACGGACCACCACAAUCCUCACCGCCUGCACCUCCCGCUGCACCCACAUACCAGCCACGCCCACCAGCACCACCAGCGCCUGCACCAGGACCUACUUAUCAGCCACGCCCUCCAGCACCACCAGCGCCUGCACCAGGACCUACUUAUCAGCCACGCCCCCCGAGUCCUCCUGCACCACCUGCACCAACAUAUCAGCCACAACCUCCUGCACCACCUGCACCUGCUCCAGGACCCACCUAUCAGCCACGUCCUCCAGCACCACCGGCACCAACUCCGGAGUACGGACCACCACCCCCCACCAGUGGUGGCGAUGAGGCGGGCUCCCUGGGACCCGAUGGCUACAAUUACAAUAAGCCUGCCAAACCCUUUACCUUCUAAAAAAGUACUCAAUACCACUGUCCUGUGAAUCACCAUUGGAGCCAGUUGCCCCGCCACUCAAAUCUUUUUCCAAAUAAAAACAAAUUUCAAAAGCCAAA
This is a messenger RNA of Drosophila simulans, 1608 nucleotides long. Its product is annotated as basic proline-rich protein. Bases 209 to 1510 code for a protein of 433 amino acids. The transcript is spliced from 2 exons. NCBI's taxonomy places the organism in Eukaryota, Metazoa, Arthropoda, Insecta, Diptera, Drosophilidae. The record is from RefSeq and is a predicted model, not a curated record.